AAUCAGGAAGAGCCGAAGAACCGAACAGAGGAACCGAGCAGCGCUUUAACGGGCAGGACGCUGUGUUUGAGUUCUUCUAGAUAGAUAUCUCAUCCUGACAAGACGCGGAAAAAAAACCCCUCAAACGUCCAAACUCGGGUGUUGUGAAAAUUGAUCAGAAAUUAUUAUUAUUUGAUAACGACACAGAAUCGAUUGAAGACCAUUAUGACUGACAGGAAAGCAGUGAUCAAGAAUGCUGACAUGUCUGAGGACAUGCAGCAAGAUGCAGUUGACUGUGCAACACAGGCCAUGGAGAAGUACAACAUUGAGAAGGACAUUGCAGCGUAUAUCAAAAAGGAAUUUGACAAGAAGUACAACCCAACAUGGCACUGCAUUGUGGGACGAAACUUUGGCAGCUACGUCACCCACGAGACGAAGCACUUUAUCUACUUCUACCUGGGCCAGGUUGCCAUCCUCCUAUUCAAGUCUGGCUGAAGUCAGCGAGAGAAAAAUGUUCUUUUCCAACAUGGACCAAGAUGCACUAGUGGCCAAUGUCCUGUCUAACCACAUGCUACAAAUAUUAAACAAGGCCAUACCAUGACUAUGCUGACUGUGCGUAACUGCAUGGGUCGUAUAUCAUACUAAUUGUGCAUAUGUUGCGGUUAAGUUGCUUUUCAGUAGGUGUCCCAUGUUCAUCGGGAGAGUUUGGUUUCUGAUCCUGACAAGUUUGUUUCAGCAUAGGAGCUGUGAAGGCAGGAGUUAAAUUUCAUUAAAUAAAGCAAUGGCAGAUUAAA
Molecule: messenger RNA, 773 nt
Organism: Tachysurus vachellii
Lineage: Eukaryota; Metazoa; Chordata; Actinopteri; Siluriformes; Bagridae
Gene: dynll2a
Product: dynein, light chain, LC8-type 2a
Exons: 3
Coding region: 205-474 (89 amino acids)
Biological process (GO): microtubule-based process; cilium assembly
Cellular component (GO): cytoplasmic dynein complex
Molecular function (GO): dynein intermediate chain binding; dynein light intermediate chain binding
Source: RefSeq, a predicted model, not a curated record